UUUUUUUCAUCCAUAUUGUAGGAAAUAUUCAUAUAUGAUAUAUUUGUCUUUGCAGCCAUGGGCAAGUUCAUGAAAUCAGGCAAAGUUGUCCUUAUUCUCGGGGGCAGGUUUGCUGGACGUAAAGCAGUCAUAGUAAAGAACUAUGAUGAAGGUACCCAGGACAAGCCCUACAGCCACGCCCUGGUGGCCGGUGUAGACCGUUACCCCCGCAAAGUCACCAAGUCUAUGGGCAAGAAGAAACUAAAGCAGAGGUCGAAGAUAAAGUCCUUCAUCAAGGUCUACAACUACAAUCAUCUUAUGCCAACCAGGUAUUCUGUUGAUGUGAACCUAGAAAAGUCACUUGUAAAUAAGGAUGCUUUCAGGGACCCUGGACUCAAAAGGAAAGCAAGACGAGAGGUGAAAGCCAAAUUUGAAGAAAGAUACAAGACAGGCAAGAACAGAUGGUUUUUCCAAAAGCUGAGGUUCUAAUUGUACACUGGGGGAAAAUAAAUUAAAAAAAAUACAUGAAGUUU
Messenger RNA from Haliotis rubra (blacklip abalone), 512 nucleotides. Its product is annotated as 60S ribosomal protein L27. Gene Ontology annotation, biological process: translation. Gene Ontology annotation, cellular component: cytosolic large ribosomal subunit; ribosome. The record is from RefSeq and is a predicted model, not a curated record. Lineage: Eukaryota; Metazoa; Mollusca; Gastropoda; Lepetellida; Haliotidae. The transcript has 4 exons. Bases 58 to 468 code for a protein of 136 amino acids. Gene Ontology annotation, molecular function: structural constituent of ribosome.